This is a messenger RNA of Brienomyrus brachyistius, 1994 nucleotides long. RefSeq names its product tyrosine 3-monooxygenase/tryptophan 5-monooxygenase activation protein, theta polypeptide b (gene ywhaqb). Gene Ontology annotation, cellular component: cytoplasm. Gene Ontology annotation, biological process: signal transduction. Lineage: Eukaryota; Metazoa; Chordata; Actinopteri; Osteoglossiformes; Mormyridae. The record is from RefSeq and is a predicted model, not a curated record. The transcript has 6 exons. Bases 299 to 1036 code for a protein of 245 amino acids.
AUCAAGGUAACGUAGCAACGCCCCAUCUAUCAAUUUGGGUUGAGGGGGGGGAACGACUGCUGCUUUUUUUCUAUCUUUACCCUGAAAACUGUUCGAGUCGAAGGAGCUGUGCUGGACAUUAGAAGGUUUUCAUAAGGAUAACUUGUGAUCACUCCUUGGAGCCACCCCGCCUGAUUAUAUAUAUUUUUACAUCCUCCCCCAUUUUUUCCGUCCGCCGUAUUCAGAAACUGCUGUACGGAGUCGUUGAGGUGUAUUAAGCCUCGUUGAGAUUUAUCUAAAAGGAUUAAAUAAAGAGAUCAUGGAUAAAACGGAGCUGAUUCAGAAAGCCAAGCUGGCCGAGCAGGCCGAGCGCUACGACGACAUGGCGGCCUCCAUGAAGGAGGUGACGGAGCAGGGAGCCGAGCUGUCCAACGAGGAGCGCAACCUGCUCUCGGUCGCCUACAAGAACGUGGUGGGGGCGCGGCGAUCGGCCUGGAGGGUCAUCUCCAGCAUCGAGCAGAAGACCGAGGGCGACGACAAGAAGCUCCAGAUGGUGAAGGAGUACCGGGAGAAGGUGGAGACCGAGCUGCGAGACAUCUGCAAUGACGUGCUGGAACUGCUGAACAAAUAUUUGAUCGCCAACUCCACGAAUGCCGAAAGCAAAGUCUUCUACUUGAAAAUGAAGGGAGACUAUUAUAGAUACCUGGCUGAAGUUGCCUCUGGAGCAGACAAGAAAAGCACUAUAGACAACUCUCAGGAGGCCUACCAGGCUGCCUUUGACAUCAGCAAGAGCGAGAUGCAGCCCACGCACCCUAUUCGUCUAGGCCUGGCCCUCAACUUCUCGGUCUUCUUCUACGAGAUCCUCAAUUCCCCCGAGCAGGCGUGUACCUUGGCAAAGCAGGCUUUCGAUGAGGCCAUCGCAGAGCUCGACACCUUGAAUGAAGACUCGUACAAAGACAGCACUCUCAUCAUGCAGCUGCUUAGAGACAACCUGACAUUAUGGACUUCUGACAACACGGCAGAUGAAGGUGAUGGCGGCGAAGGCGGUGACAACUAACCGUGCAUGUGAGGGUGUCUCCAGACCGAAAUUAAAGAAUAAACCUUUUUACACAUCUCCAUUCCUUAUUGCUCUGCAUUAAGUUGUUCUAGCAAUGAGAACCCAUCAUUACUGAAGAGCUAUAUAUGGAAAUUCAGAUCGUAUAGUCUUUUCACACUGCAGCUUUUGGGAGGGGGUAAAUCAAAUUUAAAUUAAAAAGUAAAAAAAAAAAAAAAAAAAACAAACACUCCAUUUGUUGGUUUGUGUUUUGUCAUGGCCUUCGUGUGUGCAGUCUGCCAUAGGAAAGUAUUAAUAGCUUCACUUUGUGUUUAACGUCAAACUUCCGGUUUAAACUGGACAACAAAUUAGCAGUGCUUGGGUGUCUUGAUAAUUAUUUAAGAAAUUCUAAGAAUUAUAACCAGAAAUCCACGUAGCAUAGCAAUCGGGGGUGCUGUUUUUAAAAUGGCUUGAUGUUUUUUUUUUGUUUUUUUACUGACCCCUUACAUCAUCAUGGUUUCCAUGUUUAUGAGGCUAUUUGAUAGUUACAGCUAUUUAAGAACCUUAGUGACCAACACCCCCCCCCCCAGGUGAGCAAUGUUUCCUUCAUUCCCUGAAAUCACACUCUUGUUCCAUUUGCCAGUGUGUUUCACUAGUGUGUCAGACUUAAGCUGGGGCUCUGUUAAAGACCAAAAAUAAUUUUUAAAUGACUACAGGAUAGCGUCGUCAUUCUCCCACAGCACCUGAACGGGAAUUGGUUCAGUACACACAAAGUUGAGUGUUUUGAUUUUAGUACUUUUCCAUGCGGGGUCGUGCACGUUAGAAGGUGCUUGGUUAGUUCGGUGAUUGUCAUUAGAGAUUUGGACCACUAUUGUGUUUUUGCUAAUCAUGAUUGUAGUCCCCAAAAGCCUUGUGAAAAUGUUUAAUGCCCUAUGUAACAGCUAUGUACCAUGAAUAAAAAACAACAUUUUGUAAACCAAAA